GAGGAGCAACGGUUGUGAAACACCGUUCCUGGGUUUUAUUUCAUUGCAUCUCGCCGGGUUUAAAGUAUAUCGUGUGCCUCUUCCGCUAUAAUACGGAUUCCUGUUUUCAUCUUUCUCUGGUUUAAGUAAGAUCUUGAUAUCCACAAGAAGAAUGUUUGAGCUUGGAAGUUGGCUGGCGCAGUUCCACUUAUCCUCGGGACUCAGUGCUACUUCAAAUGGUGCCAUAGGGGAGCACAGGCCUACGCACCCAACUACAACAAUACAGGACAUUAUCCAGGAUGUCAGGAAAAUUGGUGGGCUGAAAAAAGAACAUAUUUUCUGCAACCUUCGUAUUCCGACUGAGUUUCCGAACACCAAAGAAGAUGAUAUCAACCUCAUCAUCCUCACAGGCCACGGGGUGUUCUGUGUCGACGUAAAGACAUGGAGAGGAACGGUGUCCGCACAGAAGCAGCACUGGCACGUCUUGCUCAAACAAGAAAACCCAAGUCUCACCAAUACCUCUGUAGAGCAGGUGGCUGACCCCCUGGAGGCAAUCACGACCAAGACCGCCAACCUGUGGCAGCACAUGAGGAGAAACGGUGUGGCUGUGCAUCAGAAGCUCUUCCACCCAAGGGUAGUCUUCCUCGCCCCAGAAUGCCAGCUGGAUGAAGAGCUGAGGAAGAGGAGGGAGCUUAUCGUCCACAGUCAGUUGGAGGCUUUCCUGCGCUCCUUCAGGGAAGGCUACAUCACAUGGAUGUCAGACGCUCUCACUCCUGCCUGGCUGUCUGGUCACCUGUCAUACCGUCAGAUGGGGGAGGUGACUGAGGUCUUGAGGAGGAUGGGCACCUGGGACCUGCUCAGACUACAUGGAGGAGAGGAGCUCAAGGGUGACUACCAGACCUGUCCUUACAUCGCCCUGAACCGCCGGGAGACCGACGUCAUGAAGUUCUCCAAGAUCAAAACCCUGUCUGCUGAUUCGCUGUGGGCUCUGCUGGGACACGCCCCUCAGGUAACAGUGAAGAUGUAUAGGCGUGGAGCCCCCGGGUGGCUCGGGAAGCCUCUGAGUGCCACCACCACCAUCCCCAACACCACCCAGGUCAUCUUCAGGGUCAACGGAGAGGAAACUGACUCCAGCAUCCCGGCCUACUCCAUUCACAGCAUCACGCUCAGCAUAUAACCCUUGGGUAAUGGGGGAGGGCUGGGACAUCACCAUCACAGACAGUGGAUCUGGUUGGAUAUCUCCAUCACAGACAGUGGAUCUGGUUGGACAUCUCAAUCACAAAUAGUGGAUCUGGUUAGACAUCUCCGUCACGGACAGUGGAUCUGGUUAGACAUCUCCGUCACGGACAGUGGAUCUGGUUAGACAUCUCCGUCACGGACAGUGGAUCUAGAAGGACAACGCGGUAACAGACAAUGAUUCAAGUAGGAAAACCGUUAUUUAUAACAUAUUACAGCCUUUCAUAUCCCCGUUCCAGUUAUCUACGUUGAUACUGUGAGUUCAUUAGUGGAAUCAGGCAUGUAUUGCCAGGGAAAAAACUCAAAUGUACAUUAAUUGGUCUAGGAUCAGGCUAGCUACAGUGGGGAGAACAAGUAUUUGAUACACUGCCGA
This is a messenger RNA of Esox lucius (northern pike), 1588 nucleotides long. RefSeq lists its product as uncharacterized. Lineage: Eukaryota; Metazoa; Chordata; Actinopteri; Esociformes; Esocidae. The coding region runs from base 152 to 1156 and encodes 334 amino acids. The transcript has 8 exons. The record is from RefSeq and is a predicted model, not a curated record.